UCCCACAUACCCGCUCCCGGAGCCACGACCACGUUUGUCCGUAAGCAGUGGCGGUAGCGCCGGGACACCGCACGGUGCGGCAGGCGGCCAUGGCGCGGUACAACUGCUCAGAAGGUUCAUAUGUGACCUUGGUGUGCUCGACGGAUUCGUGUGAUGAGCUGUGCCACGUUGUCCAGGUGAACGAUCUGAAUGCAACCCUGGCUCUGCAGCCCUCGUGGAGAUCUGCGGACUUUUACAUUGGCCUCGCCUUGGCCACCUUCUCCAGCUUCCUCAUCGGGAUCAGUGUCAUCCUGAAGAAGAAGGGGCUGCUGCGGUUAGCUCAAGUAGGCAAUGUCAGAGCAGGGGAAGGUGGCCAUGGCUACCUGAAGGAUUGGAUGUGGUGGGCUGGCCUGUUGACCAUGGGCGCUGGAGAAGCGAUGAACUUUGCUGCGUACGCCUUCGCUCCUGCAACAGUCGUCACUCCUCUCGGAGCACUUAGUGUCCUCAUCAGUGCCAUCCUGUCUUCCUACCUCCUACAGGAGUGUCUCAACCUGCUGGGGAAGCUGGGAUGUGUGCUCUGCAUCCUGGGCUCGACGGUGAUGGUAAUUCACGCUCCCCAGGAGGAGAAAGUGAAGACCUUGGAAGAAAUGGCGCAGAAACUCAAAGAUCCAGGGUUCCUGGUGUUUGCGUGCCUCUUACUGAUGGCCGUGCUGAUCCUCAUCUUCUACGCUGCUCCCAGGCAUGGACACGACAACGUCCUGGUCUAUAUCGCUAUCUGCUCCCUCAUCGGUGCCUUCUCCGUCUCCUCUGUGAAAGGGAUUGACAUUGCCAUCAGAGGGUGUUUCAAUGACCUGCCAGUGUACAGACACCCACUAACGUGGAUUCUCAUCCUCUCCCUGCUGGCCUCCAUCAUCACCCAGGUCAACUACUUGAACAAGUCCCUGGACACUUUCAACACAUCCGUCGUCUACCCCAUUUAUUAUGUGUUCUUCACCACAGUGGUUAUCACCACCUCUGUCAUCCUGUUCAAAGAGUGGUACAGCAUGUCUGCAGUGGACAUUGUGGGCACCAUUGCUGGCUUUGGAACCAUUGUUCUAGGUGUCUUCAUGCUUCAUGUCUUCAAAGAUCUAAACUUCAGUCUCAAGAACCUGCCGCAAGCCCUUAAGGCAAAGGAAAUGGUGUGUGUGGCUCCCAUGCUAAAACUAGAUGACAAACACAUCCUAAUAGAAAGCACAGACAAUGCCGUGUUCACAGAAGAUAGGUCUCGGGUCUUUGUAAUUUAUGGGUGAAAGAGGUUUAAGUGCAACUAUGAAAGCCAGACUGGAGUGGACUGGGCCACACCUAAUGAUUUGAUGCUGCAGCUCUGUGUAAACAAGCAGGAAUAUUUCCUGCGAUUAAUAGCCCGGGGUUUCACGGAUGAAACAUCGGACCAGCCCACAGGAUCGCAUUCAGUGUCCAACCAAAGCCUAUGUUGCAUUUGGAAGCCGCUGAUCCAACCCAGACCAGGUCUGACCCAAUACAUCCUCUACAGACAACCACAAUCUGCACAAUCCAUGUUGAGUGGGGUUUCAAUUAGUUUAUUGCUGGAGCUUUACGCCAGAUCAGCCCUUCUCUGGUCAGAAUUGCCAACAUAUCCGGUUAUACAGUCAGGCCUGUGGCCAACUGGCAGUAACCAGGGCACUCUAAAUGUUAUAACUUUACAGCUCUCUGUCCUGGGUGAAAAUCUCUCUGUUGCAAACAUGCAAUUUAUCAAAUUUACCAGUCUCUUCCCAUUUACACAAAGCUGACAUGACCAGACCCUCUGACUGCUUGCAGGUUUAGAGUUGUUUGCCUGUUUGUUCAUCUGUUUUGAGGACUGUGGUUUGCUUCAUUGUGUGGGGUGGGGGGGAGAAUAGGCUAAAGGGAGAAUGGGAUUGUUGCGAGGACAUAUGGAAAAUAUGAACAGGGAGAAUUGGCACACAUUUUGCUCCUGAACUUAUGUAAAUGUGUGAGGGUGUGCCAUGUGACUGAGUUGUGCAGUGUGUCUCGGCCCAGAGAGUGGUGCUGCCUGUGAUUGGCAAGUUCACGUGCUCAAUCUUCACUAAUCUGUGUUACUUCCUGGCUUGUGACACUCUGACACCCGGGUACAAGGGGCUCCAGAUGCUACUUCCAAGCCCAGAGACUGACGGCCACAAGGUGCUGGAUGUUACUCGUGUUUGUGGGCCUCCAGUUGUUAUCUCUAGUUCUGUAGGGCUCCAGAUGUAAUUCUUGAUUCUGUGGGUCUGCAGUUGUCACCCCUACUUCUGUGGGGCUCCAGGUGUUAUCCUUGGUUUUGUGGGGCUCCGCACCCUGAGUGCUGCCCACAAGGUGCUGGAUGUUACCCCUGGUUUUGUGGGUGUCCAGUUAUUAUCAUAAGUUCUGUGGCGUGCCGGUUGUCACCCUUGUUGGCUUUCUGAUUGUUUCUCCCAAGCCCUGAGGCUCUGGGUAUAACCUGCUUCUGUGGGCUCUGGAUGUGAUCCUGCUGCUUAAGGGUUCUACCAGUUCCAGCAAGCCGGAUCUGUGUUUGUAACCCGAGGCAGAGAAAGAUGUUUAAUCACUAGUACUGGGAGGAGCCACCACAUUGGGACAGUCACCCGGUUUGUAUUUUUCUAUUUCAAAUGUAUUUUUAUAAUAUCUUUUUACUAAUUUUAUUUUGUGAAGGUGAAUUCCAUGUCUCUGUUAACACACAAUGAUCACUUCAGUGCUGAGUGCAUUUAACAUUUGACUCUAUUGAAAAGAAGCAUGCUCCAGAUGGAGCAGCAGCAAUGAAUGUCUCUGACAGGAUAUAAUUACAUUUUUUGACGAGCGUAAAAA
Molecule: messenger RNA, 2811 nt
Organism: Amblyraja radiata (thorny skate)
Lineage: Eukaryota; Metazoa; Chordata; Chondrichthyes; Rajiformes; Rajidae
Product: magnesium transporter NIPA2
Exons: 6
Coding region: 90-1268 (392 amino acids)
Biological process (GO): magnesium ion transport
Cellular component (GO): membrane
Molecular function (GO): magnesium ion transmembrane transporter activity
Source: RefSeq, a predicted model, not a curated record